AUGAACUUCUUUAAGAAACUACUCGACCCUUUAGUAGAGAUAAAGAGCGAUGAAGAGAUUAAAGAAAGAGAAGAGUUGGGUAUCAGUGAAGAGUUGAUACAGUUUGUUGAAAAGAUAUCAAAGUUUCCUCAAUCGUUUCAAGAUUUUCCUUUACAUACUGUACCUGCUAAUACUAGUAAGAAAAGAUAUAUAGAUAUAUAG
Messenger RNA from Cavenderia fasciculata, 201 nucleotides. RefSeq lists its product as uncharacterized. The record is from RefSeq and is a predicted model, not a curated record. Bases 1 to 201 code for a protein of 66 amino acids. The transcript has a single exon. NCBI's taxonomy places the organism in Eukaryota, Evosea, Eumycetozoa, Acytosteliales, Cavenderiaceae.